AUGGAGUCUUUAAAUAAUCAUGAUUUUAUCCCUUUCUCUAUAGAUAGUCAUGGUCCUGUUAUAUCUCAUUUAUGCUAUGCUGACGACACAAUUCUAUUUUCUUCAGCUGAACCUGAAUCCUUGAAGAUCAUGAUGGUAAAGAUGGAGACUUAUGAGAAAAUCUCAGGACAACUAGUGAACAAAGCCAAAUCUGGUUUUUAUGUCAACUUCCAAGAUGAUGAUAUAAGAAUCAACCAAAUCAAACAGAUUACUGGAUACAAUCACUGCCACUUUCCAGUGCAAUAUCUUGGAUGUCCUAUCUAUAUAGGAAGGAAAAAAGUUGUUUAUUUUAACAACAUGGUGGCUAACAUAGCCAAAAGGCUCCAAGGAUGGCAAGGUAAAUUUCUAACCUAUGGUGGCAAAGCUGUUCUUAUUAAAUCUGUUUUGCAGGCAAUUCCACUUCACACUCUAUCAGUGUUACAUCCUCCCAAGGCAACUUUCUCCCAGAUUAAAAAGAUCGUCUCUAACUUCUUUUGGGGAAUGGAUGGCAACAAAAAUAAGAAGCACUGGAUUGCUUGA
Nicotiana attenuata is the source of this 558-nucleotide messenger RNA. RefSeq lists its product as uncharacterized. The transcript has a single exon. The record is from RefSeq and is a predicted model, not a curated record. NCBI's taxonomy places the organism in Eukaryota, Viridiplantae, Streptophyta, Magnoliopsida, Solanales, Solanaceae. Bases 1 to 558 code for a protein of 185 amino acids.